GAAAGGCUGGAGAAAGGGUCCAGCCCAUUCUGAGUCGGAGCACUGUGGCAUCUAUUGUCAGGCUUUUUCGGAAUGAGAACAGAAUCCACACAUUGCCACACACUGGUGGCAGAGGAAAGAUAUUUAGUAUUGAACAGGAGUCUGCCAUUGUAGAUAUGGUAGUGGCAAACAAUGCAAUCAGACUGCGUGAAAUCCAGGCAGCAGUAAUUGCAGAUCAGGGAGCAUUUAGGAAUAUAAACAGUGUGAGUUUGGCAACUAUAGAUCGAGUCCUUAAACGAAACCAUGUCAGAAUGAAGCAGCUGUACAGAGUUCCAUUUCAAAGAAACUCUGACAUCGUAAAGGAGGCACGAUUCCAGUAUGUGCAGAGAAUAAUGGAGCUUGAAGCUGAAGGGGCACAUCACAAAUUCAUUUUUGUGGAUGAAGCCGGCUUCAACCUCUGUAAAGUGAGGCGACGCGGGAGGAACAUCAUUGGGCAGAGGGCCACUGUCACAGUGCCGGGUCAGAGGGGUGCCAAUAUCACCAUGUGUGCUGCCAUCUCCAAUGAUGGAGUCCUUUGCCACAUACCAACUAUUGGCCCAUACAAUACAGAACGCCUCAUCACAUUUCUUGAUGCAUUGAAAGACUUACUGAUUCCACCCGAAGAGAGAGGGCUGUUGAGGCCUGGCAUGACUCUGUAUGUCAUAAUUUGGGACAAUGUGGCUUUCCACCACUCUCGCCUUGUGAAUGAAUGGUUUGCAGCACAGCCUCGUAUUAUGAUACAAUUCCUCCCUGCAUACUCGCCUUUUCUGAACCCAAUCGAGGAGUUCUUCUCUGCUGGAGGUGGAGGUGGAAGGGUUAGGCCACAUGUUUUCAUCACCAUCACAUCUGAUAUUAUCCAAGGUGUUGCACCUGGGAUAAAACUGCUUGGUAUGUCGGAUACACCCUUGGCAAUCAUAUACUGUGAUGUCCCUGCAGCCAGCAUCCAUGGCCUCAAGGAGGGACAUCCGGUCAUGUGGCUGAUGGUCAUAAACCUUCCACCUCCAUGCAGAAAAUAA
Cyprinus carpio (common carp) is the source of this 1034-nucleotide messenger RNA. RefSeq lists its product as uncharacterized. Bases 156 to 1034 code for a protein of 292 amino acids. Gene Ontology annotation, molecular function: nucleic acid binding. The record is from RefSeq and is a predicted model, not a curated record. The transcript is spliced from 4 exons. Lineage: Eukaryota; Metazoa; Chordata; Actinopteri; Cypriniformes; Cyprinidae.